UGUUGAAGCGACCGCAGUCCGAGUCGCUCGCGCUCUCGAAGCGGCUGAGGACAGAGGAGGACGACCCAUCGCUGCAGGAGCUCGUCGUCGCUGCGCCAGAUGCCCAGGGCGGCAAGGGUGCGCUCAUCCAGACCAUCAAGCGCACGUCGGGUCUCGCCGCCCCCAUCAUGUGCCUGCGCGGCCACUCGGCAGAGAUCCUCGACGUCAAGUUCUCGCCCGACGGCGACGUGCUCGCGUCAGCGGCGGCCGACAAGACCAUCCUGUUGUGGCGGGUCUACGGCGACUGCCAGAAUUACGGCCAGCUCAAGACGGGCAAGGGCGUCCCGACCUCGAUCUCGUUCCACUCGCCCUCGACCCUCGUCGCCGGCUGCUCCGACCACACCGUCUUCCUCUUCGACCUCAAGACGGGCGAGGUCAUCCGGCGCUUCAAGGGGCACUCGGCCAUGGUCAACUGCGUCGACGUGCAGCGCGGUGGAGCAGCGCAGGGACUGAUCGCGAGCGCGAGCGACGACGGGACGGUCAGGGUUUGGAGCGAGGACGCCAAGGAGGAGAUCGAGGUGGUCGAGCUGGGCUUCCCCAUCACGACGGUCAAGUGGUCGGAGGACGGCCAGACGCUCUUCAUCGGCGGCAUCGACAACGACGUCCACGCCUUCUCGCUCACGUCGCACGCCAUCUCGUACUCGCUCCGAGCACACGGCGACACCAUCACGUCGCUCGCCCUCUCGCCCAACUCGUCCCAGCUCCUGUCGUGCGCCAUGGACUCGACCCUGCACCUGUGGACCGUCCAGCCGUUCGCGCCGACCGUCAACGCCGCCAACCCGGCACUGCACCCUCGCCUCGUGCGGUCCUUUUACGGCGCGCCCGCCGGCUUCGAGCAGCUCUUGCGCAAGGCGUGCUUCAGCCGACACGUGACGCCGGAAGGGCAGACGGGCACGAUGGUGGCGGCAGGAGGAGCGGACCGGGCGUUGACGGUGUGGGACGCGACGACGGGCGAGAUCCGGUACAAGCUUCCCGGGCACACGGGCACGGUCGCCGCGACCGACUUUUCGCCAAAAGAACCGAUCCUCGCGUCGGGCGGAGUCGAGGGCGUCAUCUACCUGGGCGAGGUGGACGCAGCAUGAGUCGUGGGAGUGGACAAUGUUGCAACGGCAGAGCUGUACUCCCCAG
This is a messenger RNA of Rhodotorula graminis WP1, 1167 nucleotides long. RefSeq lists its product as uncharacterized. Bases 168 to 1121 code for a protein of 317 amino acids. The record is from RefSeq and is a predicted model, not a curated record. The transcript has 5 exons. Gene Ontology annotation, cellular component: catalytic step 2 spliceosome. NCBI's taxonomy places the organism in Eukaryota, Fungi, Basidiomycota, Microbotryomycetes, Sporidiobolales, Sporidiobolaceae. Gene Ontology annotation, molecular function: protein binding; RNA binding.